AUGAUGGAAAGAGGAAGAUCAAAUUAUAGACGUAAUAAUGAAAAUAAUAAUUUUAGAGAAGGAAAUAUAAAAAAUGAAACAGGAGAUGAUAAUCAAUUUUGGACGAAUAUUGAUAAUUAUUAUUUUUGUAAUUUUGAUAAAAGCAUAAUAUCAGCAUUUGAAAAUCAUAUAAAAUGUACUGAUUAUAUUUGUAAUAAAAUUAAAAAGAGGAAGAUAAAUAAAAAAUUAUUUAAAAAUAUUAAUUGUUAUAAAAGUUCUGUAAAAAUAAAAUUAAAUGGGAAUGAUAAAAAUGAAAAUAAUAAUAAGAAGCUUUUGUGUGCAGCUACAGAUAUGCAAUAUGAAAAUAAUAUGAAUAAUAUGAAUAAUAUGAGUAAUAUGAAUAAUAUAAAUCAUAUGAAUAAUAUGAAUAAUAUAAAUCAUAUGAAUAAUAUGAAUAAUAUAAAUCAUAUGAAUAAUAUAAAUCUUAUGAAGAAUAAGAAUUAUAAUAUAUCAAAUAAUAAUAACAAAUGUAUUCAAAAUAAUAAUAUUCCAUGGGUUAUGAUUAAUAAUAAUCAAAACAUAAAUAAUAGUAAUAUAUAUACAAGAGAUACAGGAUUAGGUGUAGGAACAAAUAAACCAGAUGAUAGUUACAUGAAUAAUAUGAAUGAUAAAAUAUUAAAUAAUCAAAUUCAAAAUGUUAUAAAUUUUGAUGAAAAAAAAUCUAUUCUUGAAUUUAUGCCUAUGGCUAAAAAUGAAUUAUUAUUAAAUACAUUACAUCACUUAAAUUUAAGAAAUGAACAUCCUACAAAUCCUUUUCAGAAUAUGUAUAGAAAUCCUAAUUAUUUUAAUAAAGACGAAAAUAAUAUGUUUCUUAAAAAUCAAGGUCCUAUAAAUAAUGCAAAUAAUAAUAUUGUUCCAAAUAAUAACAACCUCAAUAAUUUGAAUACCCAUAUUAAUAAUCAGAUGAUACAAAAUAAUAAUAAACCUAUGCCUACAUCAUUGAAUGAUCUAGAUGCGCACACAACCAAUAAUAAUAAUAAUAAUAAUAAUAUUAAUAAUAAUAAUAAUAAUAAUAAUAAUAAUAAUAAUAAUAAUAAUAAUAAUAUAUUAAAUAAUAAUAAUAAUGAUCAUAAUAACAAUCCUGUGUGUGACACCCAUCAAAUAUCGGAUAAAAAUUUGGAAUGCUCACAAAAAGAAGAAUUAUAUAACAAGGAGGACAAUAAAAAAACAGAGGAACAUCAAGUUACUCUGAAGGAAGAAGAUAAAGACAUCCAUGUUAAUUCAAAUAAUGAAAAGACUACAGAUGAAGAAAAUAUGUCAGUAAAUGAUUUACAAAAAAAUACAAAUAACAAUGAAACCUCAAAUGAUACAACAUUAUUUAAAGAUGUAAAUGAUGAUAUUAAUAUUCUUAAGGAAGAAAAUAAAAUAAUAAACAUGUCUAAAAAUAAUGUCGAUAUAAUCAAUGAAGAUAAUGAAAAAGAAGAUGUUGUAGGUAAUAAAAUAAAUUCUAUUAAUUUGAUCAAUCCGAUGAUCCAAAAUGAUAAUGAACGAAUAAAUAAUGAGGACAAUAAAAAUAAAGAAAAUGUAAGUAUUCAAGAAAAUGAUGAUAAUAAUAAUAAUAUUAAUAUUAAUAUUAAUAGAGGGUGUGUAUUAAACAAAAGCCAAAAUAAUACAAACAAUAUAAACAAUAUAAACAAUAUUAAUCAUAUAAAUAAUAUAAACAAUAUAAACAAUAUUAAUCAUAUAAAUAAUAUAAACAAUAUAAACAAUAUAAAUAAUAUAAAAAAUAUUAAUAGUAUAAACAAUAUUAAUAGUAUAAAUAAUAUUAAUAGCAUAAACAAUAUUAAUAGUAUAAACAAUAUUAAUAGUAUAAACAAUAUUAAUAGUAUAAACAAUAUUAAUAAUAUGAAUAAUAUAAAUAAUAUAAACAAUAUAAACAAUAUAAACAAUAUUAAUCAUAUAAAUAAUAUAAAUAAUAUAAAUAAUAUGAACAACCUUAAUAAUUUUCAUCCUAACCACAAUGUACCUAAUAAUGAUAUGUUUAAACAGGCUCUAUUAUUUAACAAACAAAAUAUGAUGAACAUACAUCCAUAUCAUAUGAAUAAUAUGAAUCCUAAUGAACCUGCUUUUUUCAACAGUCAAAUAAAUAAUAACAAUAAAAAUUCAAUGCAAGGAUAUAUAAAUCCUAUGAAUCAUAAUAUUAUGAAUAUGUAUAAUUCAAUCAAUCCUAAUAUAAGAAAUGAUGUUAUGAAUAAACAUAUGAUGAUGACACCAAACAAUCUAAAUAUAAAUGAUAAAAAUAUAAUACCAGAUAUAGAUAAAAUAGGAUAUGCAUAUGCACCUAAUAAUAUGUUACCUUAUGAUAAUAUUUUAAUAAAUAAUCAACAUAGGGUUAAAGAUCCACAUGCAUUUAUGAGGAAAAGUCACGGUACUCACAUAAGGAAAUAUAAUGAAAAUGACAUAAAAGAUGAUAAUAAUAAAAAUAAUGACAACAACAAUAAUAAUAAUAAUAUAAACUGGGAUAAAUAUAAAAGAAGCACCAGAAGCUCAAAAUAUGAUGAUAAUUUCUUUAACCCUUUUUUAAAUAAGAAAUAUGAUGGCAUAGGGAAAUUGCCAUAUAUACAAAAUAAACCAAUACCAAACGGAUUGCAUAUUUCUAUUUAUAUUCCAAAAUCUUAUGAUUUUAUAGAUCAAAGUAAAGAUGAAGAUAUAAAACCAUAUGAACAAACAAUUAAAAAUAAUGAUAACGUUAAUACAAUAUGUGAUGACAUUAAAAAUACAGAUCAUAAUAUAGAUCAAGAAAAAGAUAGAAAAAGUGUAUCAUUUGAACAAGAAAAAUCAGAAUUAACCAGCAAUGAAGAAUAUAUAUAUGAAAGAGAAACAUUAGCUAGAUUAUUAACAGAAAUAACUUUUGGUGAUAAGAAAAAUUUAUUUAACCCUAAAAUGACUAGCGAGAAUAAAGAAAAAUGUUAUAAUACUAUAUUAAAUGAACUGAAAACAUAUAAAUCCUUACCAAUUAUUUUAGGUAAUAUUUUACCAUAUUGGAUAAAAGAUAAAAAUAUUAAAAAAAUUAAAAAAAAAAACAUAGAUAAGAUGAAGAAAAAAAAAGAAAGUAAUAAUUCCCAGAAAUAUCCAAAUUUAUUUUAUAAAAUAAAAAAUUUGAAAAGAAAUAAUGAUAAACUCAAAUAUAUACAUAUAAGUAAUAUUAAUAAAAAAUUAAAAAGAGCAAUGAUGAAUAAACAAAAUAAAAAUAAACAUAAAUAUGUUUUUGAGGAUGAACUUAAGGAUGUUCAUCAAAUAAAAAAUUUGAAAGAACAAAAUAAAGAUGAAUAUGAUAAACCAGAUCAUACACAGAAUAAUGAAUCUUCUGAAAAAUUAAAUGAUAAUAUCAAUAGCAAUAAAGAAAAUCCUCAAGAUGUAACUAUUACUCAAUUGAAUGAAAAAAAUGAGAAUAAAUAUGAUAUUGAUGGUAAUAAUAAUAUACCUAAGGUAGACAUAAAUAAUGAGAGUAAGGAAAACAAUUAUAAGAUUGAUAGGGAUAAUAAAAAUGAGGAUGAAAAUAAAGAAAAAAAUGAAAAUCAAGAGAGAAGUACGAACGAAUCAAAAGAUAUAGAUUCGUCUGAUGAACAUAUUGUUAUAAAUAAGAAUAAUAGUAUAGAAGAAAAAGAUAUAAUUUGUUCUGAUUAUAAUGAAAAAAUAACAUCAUCAAUUAAUAAUAAUAAUAAUAAUAAUAAUAAUAGUGAUAAUGAAAAAUUAUGUAGUGAGGAUGACCAUAUUAACAAUAUAAAAGGUAAUGAUAAUAUGAAAGAUGAAAAAAAAAAAAAUAUUUCUGACGAUGAAGAUAAAUGUGUUUAUUAUAAAGAAAAUGAAAAAAAGAAAUCAGCUUUAAAAAAGAAAAAACGAAAUAUUUCAAGUAAAUUUGAUUUUUUAAGUAAUUUCCAUUUUGAUAUGCCUUAUAAUAGUAGUGUGCCAUUUAGUAAUUCCACAUUUUCCUUACAAAGAAAUCAAUAUAAAUCUUGUGUUUACUUUGAAUUUGUAUUAACAAAUAUUAACUUGGACAAAUACAGAACAGAUAUUCUUAAUGUUAAUUAUAAUAAUAAUAAUACAAUUACAAAAAAGAAGAAAAUAUAUUGUAUUAACUUUAAAAAAUAUUAUAAAAGUUUACAAAGAAAAAGAAAAUAUGUAAGCUCAACGAAUAAUCUAAUGAAUUCAAACACAGACAAUAUUAAUAAUUUAAAUAGUGAAAUGAAGAAAAGUUCUUUUGUAUACAAUAAUAAGAUAAAAAGUGAUAGUAUAAUAUCAUCAUUGGAUAUAAAUAAAAAUUUAUAUAGCAAUAAAAUAAAGUCGAAAAGGAAGAAGAAGAAGAAUAAAAAAAAUAAAAAAAAUAUAUUAAUAAAAAAGAAAAAGUAUAUGGAACAAUUAAACGGAAUUCUAAAUAUUAAUAGUAUGAAUAAUAUAAGUGAAGCUAAUAUGCAGAAUUAUGAAAAUAUUGAAAAUAUUAACAAAGAAAUUUUUGUAUUAUUUUCUCGUUAUGUACAUAAUAUUAAACAACAAAAAAAAAUUAUAGGUAAAUUAAUAGGUAAUAUUAAAAGUGAAAAAAAGAAACCAUAUAAAUAUUGGUAUUCUAUUGAAGAUAAAAUGAUUAAUUUUUAUAUAAAUGAAUAUUUAAAAAAUAAAUUAAAUACUAAACAUACAUAUACCAUAUCAAAACAAAUUGUAGAUCUUUUAAAAUUAAGAUUAUUAAUUAAUCAUAGUUCUCAUUUGCCAAAUAGCUGGACUGAAAAAGCCUUAUGUAAUGUUUGUAAUAUUGGUGAGGACUGGGAAGAUAAUCCUAUCGUUUUUUGUGAUUGUUGUUAUACUCCUAUGCAUUCAUUUUGUAGUGGUUCAAAAAAUAUUAAGAAUUAUAAUUCAAAUAAAAAAGCAUCCACAGAUGAUGAAGUUGAUGAGCAACAAAAAAAACUAAAAGCAGAAAAAGAAAAAGAUAACAAUAAAGAUAAAAAUCAUAAUAAUAACAACCAUAUAAAUCCUCAUGUUAAAAAUCAUAAUAGUUUUAUAAAAGAUUCUUAUAAUCAAGAUCAUCGUCAUGGUAAUAAAAAAAAAAAAGAUGACAAAAGUAAUAAUAAAACUAAUCACAAAAAGAAAAAUAAAAAAUCUAUGACACCUAAAAUGAAUAUAAAUAUAAUGGAAUAUCUAAUGUCAGAUAAUUAUGUUAAUAUUAAUUCGCCACAAAGUUCUUUUAAUACAGUACCACUAAAAAAUGAAUUACAAGAAUAUACAACUAACAAGUAUCAUUCAAAUAAUGAGGCUCCAAAAAAACACAAUAGUAAUGAAAAUUUAAAUAUCAAUCAUAAUAAUUAUAAAAAGGAAAAUGAUUCAGAUAGUAAUAAAUGUGAUACAAAUAAUUUAGUGUUACCAUAUUAUAAGUCCUCAAAAUCAGAUGAUAAUACAAAUAAUAAUAAUAAAAUCAUACAUGAUAAUAAUGAUAAUAAUGAUAAUAAUGAUAAUAAUCACAAUAAUGAUGAUAAUAUACAUAAUAAUAGCAGCGCUAGUUUUAUGAAUUCAAUCAAUAACCCAGAAACGAUUCACAACAACAACGACAUACCUCAGGGAGAUGUAAAUGAAAAUAUUGAAAAAGAUAAAUUAAAUAUUGAAGAAAAUAAACCAAAUAGCCAAGAGACAGGUAAAUCAAUAAAAACUCAUAAUGCAACUGGUAAAAAAGAAACUAAAGGACCUAUAGAAAAAAAGGAUACCAGCAUGUCAUCUAAAAAUAAUAAAAAUAAAGAAUUACAUGACAAAAAUGUAGAUGAAGAACAAUGGAUAUGUCCCUUGUGUUCCUAUUUAAGAAGUCAGAUUUACUUUAUUGACGAUGCUAAUGCCUUUAAAAUUAUAAGGCGCUUAAGUUGUCCAAGAAAAAAAAAAGAUAUAGACCUUUUAUUUAAAUCGACAACGAAUGAAUACAAUAUCAAAACGAACAACAACAGCAACAACAACAACAACAACAAUAAUAAUAAUAAUAAUAGUAAUAGUAAUAGUUGUAGUAAUAAUAUUGUUGAAGAUUUAAAAAGGGAAAUGAAGUCUUUUAAUGCCGCUGAAGAAAUUAUUGUAAAUAAAGAAAUAUUAAAAUUAUUAUAUAAACGAAAAAGUAUUGUUUUAUUAUUUGAUACACAAAAUGAUAUACAAUAUUAUAAAGAAACAUAUAAUAUCGAAAUAAAUGAUGCUCAAGAUUUUUUUGAAAAAAUUGUUCUUAAGAAUAAAGAUAAUUAUAAAUAUAUUACACUCUUCAAUUCUAUUGUUGUUAAUAAAAUAGAUUGUGCAUUGAACAUGUAUGAAUAUAUUUAUAGCAAUUUUCAAUUCUUUAGACAAGAAACCAUUUCUAUUAAUGAAUAUGUAGAUGAUUCAGAUGAUGAAUCAGAAAAAGAAGAGACCAAUACUACUGUAAAUGUAAAAAGUGACAAGAAAAAAAAAGAUUUCGAUAAAAGUAUUAAAAUGACAAAAGAAGAAAAAAUUGAUAGACGUACAAAGUUGUAUAGAUUAUUACAAAGUAAAUUACAUAAAAAAGAAGAUAGAAGAAGAAAAAAAUUUAGAAAUAGAAAUAAACUUAAUAUAAAUAAGGAUAUUAAUAAAAAUUCGGUUCCCAAUAUACAAGUAGAAAUAAAAAGAAGAGGUAGACCACCUGGAAGUACAAAAUUAAGUAAAUUAAUGUUACAAAAUAAUUUUCCUAUAAAAAGUGAUAAUAUAACAAAUGAUAAUACAUCUAAUAAGAAUAUAACAAAUAAUGAUGUAACAACUAAUAUUUUACCAAAUGAUAAUAUUAUAAAAGAUAAUAUUACAAAUGAUAAUAAUACAAAUGAUAAUAAUACAAAUAAUAAUAUUACAAAUGAUAAUAUUACAAAUGAUAAUAUUACAAAUGAUAAUAAUACAAAUGAUAAUAUUACAAAUGAUAAUAUUACAAAUGAUAAUAUUACAAAUGAUAAUAAUACAAAUGAUAAUAAUACAAAUGAUAAUAUAAAUAAUGCUAUUCACAAAUCGGAUAUUUAUACAAAUGACAGUCAAAUAUAUAACAAUACAAGCACACAAAAUAAUACUACUACAAAUAAUAGUGCUACAAAUAUUGCAGCUACAAGUACUGAUUCUGCAAAUACUGCUUCGACAAAUAUUACAGCUACAAAUAUUACUACCACAAAUACUACUGAUAAUAAUAAUAAUAAUAGUAAUAGUAAUAGUAAUUGUAAUAAUAUUCUUGCUAAUUAUAGUGCUUUAAUAAAAUGUGAACAAAAUAACAACAUUACAGACAAUAAACCCAUAUACGGAAUGAAAAAGAAAAAAAGCUCAGAUUAUAAUAAUUGUCUAGAAUCCAAAUUUAAUUCUAAUUAUUUUUCUAUUCAUAAUGAAACAAAAUUAAGAAAUCAUAUCUUUAGUACAUAUAAUGACGAAUUCGAAGAAAAUAAUUUAAUGUUAAAAUAUAAUCAUAAUAUGAACUGCUCAUUUGUUUUUAAAAUACCCACUUGUUGUAUAUGUGAAUUUGAUGCUUUUUAUAUAGGUGGUGGUCCUAUAAAACGAACAAAAAAGAAAAAUGAGUGGUGUCAUAUUAGGUGUGCUUUAAUAAGUAAUUGUAUUAUUAAUAAUAAGAUUGAAAUAAAUAAUAAAGAAAAAACAAAAUAUAAAUGUUCCUUAUGUUUAAGAACAAAUACUACAGGUAUUAUUAAAUGUAAUGUUCCUGAUUGUUAUAAAUAUUACCAUAUUUCUUGUGCUACAUCAUCACCUAAAUAUUUAAUAGAAUUGAAUGAUGAAAAUAAAUUAAUUUUAUUUUGUUCAAAUCAUUCUCAAAGAAAAGCUCCUACAGAAAUAUUAAGAAGAUAUCAAAUUUUACGAGAAAAAGAAUAUAAUAAAAAUAAAUUAGAAGAUAAAUUAAAUAUUUCUAAAAUGUUUGAUGCUUAUUUACUACAAUCAUAUUUAAAAGUAUGUGAUUUUAAAUUGUUCAAUUUAUUAUCUUUAUCAUCCUUAUCUGUAUUUGACGAAUUUGUUCACUUUAAUUAUGAUAAAUUUAAUGAACAUGUAAAAAAAUAUAAUAUUAAUCUUAUGGACGAUUUUAAUAAUGAUAUUUAUCAAAAUGCUGAUCAUAAUCCAUUUUUAAAAGAGGCAAGUAAUAUGUUUAAUAAUACAAUGGAAGUAACAAAGGUUGGAAGACCCAGGAGGAGAAGUUCGAACGUUCGUAAUUUUAUGAAACGAGAUCAAAAAGUUGACAAAGUAGAUGAUAAGAUGGAUGACAAAGUAGAUGAUAAGAUGGAUGACAAAGUAGAUGAUAAGAUGGACGACAAAGUAGAUGAUAAGAUGGAUGACAAAAUAGAUGACAGAAUGUAUGAUAACGAGCUGACGUCAAAAGAACAUUCACCAAUACAAAUAUACCCAUUAAGUGACAUAAACCAAAAGGACGAAAAAAUUGAAGAAUCAGAAAAUGAUUAUGAAGGAGAAAAGAAAUUUCUAGAACUAGAAAACAGCAAUAGAAAGAAAAACAUACAAAUUGAUAUAUUCGAUAUAGAAAAUAUAAAUAAAAUUAGUAAUAUAAAAUGUAAUAAUAUUAUAAGUAUAGGUAAUUUCAAAAAUAUAUAUAAUGAAAAUUUAUUAGAUGAAGAUACAUUAUUAAAAUUAUUGUCAUAUGAUUUCUUAAAUAUACAAAAAGAUAUACAAGAAUUUAAUAGUAAUAUAUUAAGUGAUAAAUAUAAAAAAUUAAAAAAUUUUGAAAAUAUUUUAUGUUUAUAUCCAUAUUUUAAUGAUUAUCAAUUAAGAAAAUUAUCAGAAUUAAUAUUAGAAAAAAAUUCUUCUACUAUAUGUAAAAUUAAUAAGGAUGAUGAUAAUACAUUCAUUUCAUCUUUUAGUAAAUUUUUAUCCUUAUUAAAUAAUAAAGAUUUAAUGUUAUGUAGUGUAUGCUUAUCUAAAGCAAGUUAUUCUGAUAAAAAUAAAGAAGAAAAAAAAUCAACAGAAGAAAAAGUUGAAUUAUCAACUGUAGAAAAUAAUAAUUUAUCUAAUAGCCAAAUGACUCUCAAAUUAAGAAAAUUAGCUUAUGCUAAUAAUAUAAAAGAAAGUUUAGAAACAAAAAAAGAAAGAAGAUUAGGAUCAUUAAGUGUUUUAAAAAAAUGUACUAUGUGUAAUGUAUAUAUAUGUUAUUUCUGUUGUCACAGAAUGAACAUAGAUAUAAUGAAAAAUUAUUUAAAUAAUAAUAUAAAAUUAUAUAAUACAUUUAGUGCAUACAAUAAUAAUAUUAAUAAAAAUAAUCAAGAUAAAAAUCCAUUCCGUGUUAAGAGGGUAGGUAGGCCAAGUAAAUAUCGACCACCAGUAGAGCCACCUCCUAACCCUGAUAAUAUAAAUGAUAAUAAUAAUAAUAAUAGUAGUAGUAAUAAUAAUAAUAAUAAUAAUGGUGACAAUAAACCAAAUGUUUCUCAAGAAAAUACUACUAAUAAUAAUUUAAAUACAAACAACACAACCAAUAAUAAUUAUUCUAAUGCAUCAAAUGAACAACAUAGUAGUAAUAAUAAUCAAAAUGAAGAUGAAAAUAUAAAAAAAAAUAAUAAUGAAAAUAUUCUGAACGAUCAUAAAAGUGUUCAAAUUAAUGAGAAUAUUAAAGAACAAUCUAACAUUGAUAACAAUCAUAAUAAUGCUUGUAGCAAAAAUAACGAUAUCCAUUUAAAUCAUAAUAUAAAUCAUAAUAAUGAAAAGAAUAUUCUAGAAAAUAAUCAUAUUUGUAAAACUAAAAGAACUAGUGGAGGUAUUUAUAAAAAAUCUAUCGAUUCAAGUAAUUUUUUAAAUUGUGAUAAAAAAGAAAAUGAUAAUGAAUUUGUUUGUCCUAGAUGUGAAUAUUUCAAAGUAAAAAAAAAAAUAGGUUUUUGUUCUUAUUGUCCUAGAUUAGAUGGAUUUUUAAAUUGUUUUGAAGAUAAAGGAAAAAAAGAAUUAUUAUUUGGUCAUCCUAAAUGUAUAGAAUAUGUGAAUACUGCAUAUGCUAAAAAAAAUAGUGUUAAUGAUGUUAAAUCUGGAUAUAAUAAAAGAAUAUGUAGUUAUUGCAGAAUAAAACAUGGAGUUGUUAUUACAUGUAGUAAUACCGAUUGUGAUGUAUCUUUUCAUAUAUCUUGUGGUAUUUUGCUAGGUUGUAAGAUGGAUAACUUUUUUGGUCGAGUUGAUAUUUAUAAUCCAAAAAAAGCAUAUUGUUUUAAACAUACAUUUCAAUAUUGUAAGAAAAGUAAUUUCAUAAAUUUUAUUAAUGCAAAUAAAUUAUUUUGUUUUGAAAACUUUUUAUAUAAUCCAUUUAAUCAUUUAUAUAAUUUCUUAAUUGGUACAUAUGUAUUUAACCACUUAAAUAAAAAAUGCUCUAUUUAUUUAAUGAGACCAAUUAAAAUUGAAGAACAAACAUUUACAAAUAUAUUUGAAAAGGCACAAUUAAAUAUAUUGAAAAAAAAUACGAAUUUACUAACACAUGAUAUGAGACGAUCACCUAAAGGUAGUAAUAAAUACAAUAUUGAUAAUAGAAAGAAAAUGAGCCUAACCACUAAUAUGGGUGAUAAUAAAAAUUUCUUGGAUCCCUCUUCUUUAUAUAAUAAUGAUAGUAGUAAUAAUAAUAUACAUAAAUAUAUAAAAUUAUCAAAUGAAGAUGAUAAUUCAAGAACACCAUCUAAUACAUUGGCUAACAUGCCAUUCGAUAUGCAACAUCAUGAUAAUAUUAAUAAUUUAUAUAAUAUUAAUAAUGUACAUCCUAAUUUUGUCAACAAAUUUAAUAACAAUCCAUUAUUUUUAACGAACAAAAAUAAUAUGCUUAAUACAAAUAAUCCAUUAUUUAAUUUAGAUCAUGAACACAAUAAACAAUCAUUUAUGAAUACUAAUAAUAAAAAUAAUGUGUCAUUUAAAAAUAAUAAUAAAAUUUUUGUUGAUGAUAAUUUAACAGAAAGUGCUGUUUCUAUUUUGUCAGAAAAUGAAACAGAAGAACUUAAAUCAUUUCAAAAUGUAUCCCUUAUCAAUUCAAGAAGUAAUACAUAUAUUAAUAAUAUUAUACAAAAUAGUUUUAUGCAAUAUGUCAAAAAAUUCCAAGCAAAUAAUAAUAACCAUAUACCACAAUCUUUUAAUAAUAAUAAUAAUCCAAUCCCUAAUAAUUUUAUUCCUAUGUAUAAUAUGUUCAAUUUUCCAAAUCCUCAAUUUCAAAACAUGCAAAAUAUGCAAAAUAUGCAAAACAUGCAAAAUAUUCAGAAUAUACCAAAUGCUCAAAACAAUAUUAUGAAUAAAAAUGCAAAAUUCAAUUUUAUAGAAAAUAAGAGGAAAAAAUAUCUAUAUAAAGAUAAAAAUUUAGAGAACACUAGAAAAAAUGCACUCAGUGAAGGAAAUAUUUUAAUAAAUGUAGAUAAUGAAAAAUUACAAAAAGUAGAUGGAAGGAAAAAAAGAAGAUAUCGUAAAAGUAAAAAUGCACAAAGUAUUAAUACUGGAGAGUUAACUACAUUGACCAAUUCGAAUUCAUUAAGUAUAAAUAAUAUGGAUAAAUUGAAUAAAGAUAAUAUAUCAUCUAAUAUAAGUAAUAACCUCAAUCCAUUUGUUAAAAAUAAUAUUAUUGAUGAAAAAAAUAUUAAUGUUAAAAAUAAUUUUUUCAAUCAUAGUAAUAGUAAUACUAAUAUCUUAAAAGAAGAAAGUAAAGUUAAUAUUAAAAAAUGUCUUGAUACUGUUGAUGAAGACCAAAUAUAUUGUCCAGUAUGUAAAUCUUAUUAUGAAGAAUUAAGUGAUGGUUCGCCAGCGGACGGUUUGAAUUGGAUUGGAUGUGAUAAAUGUGAAAAAUGGUAUCAUUGGAUAUGUUGUAAAUAUUCUGUUGACAAUCCACCAGAUAUUGAAAAUGACUGGUAUUGUAAUAGUUGUUUGAAUAGUUAA
Plasmodium gaboni is the source of this 11874-nucleotide messenger RNA. RefSeq lists its product as hypothetical. Lineage: Eukaryota; Apicomplexa; Aconoidasida; Haemosporida; Plasmodiidae. The transcript has a single exon. Bases 1 to 11874 code for a protein of 3957 amino acids. The record is from RefSeq and is a predicted model, not a curated record.